Molecule: messenger RNA, 381 nt
Organism: Terrapene triunguis (Three-toed box turtle)
Lineage: Eukaryota; Metazoa; Chordata; Testudines; Emydidae
Product: U4/U6 small nuclear ribonucleoprotein Prp31-like
Exons: 3
Biological process (GO): mRNA splicing, via spliceosome; spliceosomal tri-snRNP complex assembly
Cellular component (GO): U4 snRNP; U4/U6 x U5 tri-snRNP complex; precatalytic spliceosome
Source: RefSeq, a predicted model, not a curated record
GCCCCCACUCCAGGCUCUGCUCACCUCCGCUCCCUGCUCUCGCCUCGCCGCCCCAGACCUGAAGGAUGUCUCUGGCGGACGAGCUGCUGGCUGACCUGGAGGAGGCGGCGGAGGAGGAGGACAACUUUGUGGAUGAGGAAGAUGAGCCGGCCAUUGAGGAUGUGCAGGAGGAGAUGCAGCUGGACCUCAGCGUCGACUCGGUCAAGAGCAUUGCCAAGCUCUGGGACAGCAAGAUGUUUGCGGAGAUCAUGGUGAAGAUCGAGGAGUAUAUCAGCAAACAGUCGAAAGCCACAGAAGUGAUGGGGCCAGUGGAGGCGGCUCCGGAGUACCGAGUGAUCGUUGACGCCAACAACCUGACGGUGGAGAUCGAAAAUGAACUGA